Molecule: messenger RNA, 1763 nt
Organism: Aspergillus saccharolyticus JOP 1030-1
Lineage: Eukaryota; Fungi; Ascomycota; Eurotiomycetes; Eurotiales; Aspergillaceae
Product: S8 family peptidase
Exons: 3
Coding region: 1-1482 (493 amino acids)
Biological process (GO): proteolysis
Molecular function (GO): serine-type endopeptidase activity
Source: RefSeq, a predicted model, not a curated record
AUGAAAGGCAUCCUCGGCCUUUCCGUGCUCCCGCUGCUGGCGGCUGCGUCGCCUGUCUUUGUGGAUACCAUUCACAAUGGAGCCGCGCCCAUUCUCUCUGCAUCCAACGCAAAGGAGGUCCCUGAUUCAUACAUUGUUGUUUUCAAGAAGCAUGUCACUCCGGUCUCGGCCGCCGCUCACCACAGCUGGGUGCAGGACAUCCACUCCUCUCAGAGCCAGCGGACCGAGCUGAAGAAGCGGUCGCUCUUUGAUUUUGGUGAAGAAGUUUAUCUUGGUCUCAAGAACACUUUCGAUAUCGCUGGAUCCGUGAUCGGAUACAGUGGUCAUUUCCACGAGGAUGUUAUUGAGCAGGUCCGCAUGCAUCCCGAUGUCGCGUACAUUGAGAAGGACUCAGAGGUUCACACCAUGGAGGCGGCGACCGAGAAGAACGCACCUUGGGGCUUGGCCCGUAUCUCCCACCGUGAUAGCCUCACCUUCGGCACGUUCAACAAGUACUUGUUUGACUCCGAGGGUGGUGAGGGUGUUGAUGCUUACACUAUUGAUACCGGCAUUAACGUUGACCAUGACGACUUCGAGGGCCGUGCCACUUGGGGCAAGACCAUUCCUAACAACGACGAGGACGAGGAUGGCAAUGGUCACGGUACUCACUGCUCUGGUACUAUCGCUGGUAAGAAAUACGGUGUGGCCAAGAAGGCCAACCUCUAUGCUGUCAAGGUCUUGAGAUCUAGCGGCUCUGGCACCAUGUCCGAUGUCGUCCAGGGUGUCGAGUGGGCUGUCCAGUCCCACCUCAAGAAGGCCAAGGAUGCCAAGGACGGCAAGGUCAAGGGUUUCAAGGGUAGCGUCGCCAACAUGAGUCUCGGUGGCGGCAAGUCGAAGACCCUUGAGGAUGCUGUCAACGCCGGUGUUGAGGCCGGUCUUCACUUCGCUGUUGCCGCAGGCAAUGACAACGCCGACGCUUGCAACUACUCCCCUGCUGCUGCUGAAAAUGCCAUCACUGUCGGUGCUUCGACCCUGGGUGAUGAGCGUGCUUACUUCUCCAACUAUGGCAAGUGCACCGAUAUCUUCGCUCCUGGUCUCAACAUCCUGUCCACCUGGAUUGGUAGCGACCACGCCACCAACACCAUCUCUGGAACUUCGAUGGCCUCUCCUCACAUCUGUGGUCUCUUGGCCUACUUCGUUUCGCUCCAGCCUGACGCGGACUCUGCUUUCGCCGCUGGCGAGCUUACUCCUGCCAAGCUCAAGAAGGAUCUGAUCUCCAUCGCCACCCAGGGUGCUCUUACUGACAUUCCCGACGACACCCCCAACCUUCUUGCCUGGAACGGCGGUGGUUCCAACAACUACUCUGAGAUUGUUUCCCACGGUGGCUACAAGGUUUCCACUAUCAAGGAUCGCUUUGAGAACCUGGUUGACAAGGCUGAGAAGAUGCUCUCUGAGGAGCUUGGUGCUAUCUACAGCGAGCUUCAGGACGCUGUCAUUGCAUAGACUUGCUGUUUUCCUACACAGACCUAGCUUGAGAGUUUUGACUUCAAGACAGCUUGAGAUCAAGACAAGAGCGGGUCGGACAUUGGCGCUGGUUUCUUUAUUUGCUUGCUUUGGAGAUGUUGAUGCAUUGACUGCGUCAAUUGUACCAUCCUGAUGUUAUUCGCCCGUCUGACCUAUUUUUAUGGUAGUAUACAUGUCCGCAAAGAACACUAUGACGUUUUGAUUUAGAAUUUUGGGUGCGAUACACAAAUUGCCAAUCUGAUACAUGUCAGAUGUUCCUG